AUGAACGUUCAACAAGAGCUGGAAGAGCUGAUGCUCGCCUACGAGGGAGUUUGUGCCAUAAUCAUCACUGAUCACGACGGAGCACUUAUUUUGAACGUCGGUAAGCCUUUUUUUGAGCACUUUUUCAUAUAAGUUAAUAAAAUACAUUCUCCAGGUCUUCCGUCCACACUGGACAACUCUCGAUUCAGACAGCAGCUGAUCGUCAGCCACCUGACGACUAUUCCGCAAAUCCACAAGCUUCAUCUGGGUAAAAAUAGAAAUAUAUAUGGUCAGAAACCAGCUAAAACAAUUACAGGCGGACACAAAACGACAUUUGCGCUGUACGAGACGCAUCAAAUUGCUGUGCACUCGCUCGGCAAGUACUUUUUCAUUGUGCACGCCGGAGCGAACGCGAACACUGGAGCGAUGCUGGCGAUGCGCGAGAAACUGGUGCCCAUCGCCGAUCACCUGCUGAUCGUGUGCCCUCCAAUCGACGGAGAUGGAUUCGUGCCACUACCGUCGGUCGCUUCGGCGUCUGCGGCACCAACGGAGUUCUUCCACAAUUAG
This is a messenger RNA of Caenorhabditis sp. 36 PRJEB53466, 546 nucleotides long. NCBI's taxonomy places the organism in Eukaryota, Metazoa, Nematoda, Chromadorea, Rhabditida, Rhabditidae. The record is from the annotation of a GenBank genome assembly.